Messenger RNA from Paraglomus brasilianum, 840 nucleotides. Lineage: Eukaryota; Fungi; Glomeromycota; Glomeromycetes; Paraglomerales; Paraglomeraceae. The record is from the annotation of a GenBank genome assembly.
AUGACAAUUACUUUCGAAUCACACACUUCUGAACCAAAAAGACCGACAUCAUUCCCUCAAAUAUCUCUUCUAUUCACAUCCCCAAUAUCCUACUUUACAUCCGUAUUAAGAUAUUUAUUGAUCCAAAUACUAAAACAGGGUCCUGUACCGCAGCAUGUUGGGUUUGUAAUGGAUGGAAAUCGGCGGUUUGCAAAGAAGAUCAACGUGCAGACGGGCGAGGGUCAUUAUUUGGGUUUUAAGAAGCUUGAAGAAACUCUCGAUAUAUGUUUACAACUUGGGAUCAAGGUUGUUACAGUUUAUGCUUUCAGUAUUGAGAACUUUAAGCGACCAAAAGAAGAAGUACAGGCAUUGAUGGAAUUGGGAAAGGCAAAGUUGAUUGAACUUUGUGAGCAUAGCGACGUGGUUCGGAAGUUUGGAGUGCGCGUACGGGUAAUCGGAAACGAGUCUCUACUGAGUUCUGAUCUACGUGAUAUCAUUAAUAAAACAAAAGAAACUACAAAGGAUAAUUACGAGGCAAUAUUGAACAUCUGUUGUCCUUACACUUCACGCGACGAAAUAGCUUCUUCGAUCAGAGGUGUGGUCAAUAAAGCACAACAGGGCGAAAUACAAAUAAGCGAUAUUACAGAAAAUAUCUUGGAAGAUAAUCUCUACACAAGUGAAUGCCCUCCACUCGAAAUACUUAUUCGCACGUCUGGAGAGAUCCGUCUAAGUGACUUUUUACUGUGGCAGAGCCAUCAGAAUUGCAGUAUUCGUUUUGUUGAUUGUUAUUGGCCCGAAUUUUCUAUAUGGGAUAUGUUACCAAUAUUUUUGGAGUACCAGCAAAAUCGCCAACGGAAAUGA